CAUCCGCAACGCCACAAAUUUCACCGCAUUCUGAGGCGCAAUCUGUGGUGGGCUAUGCAAGUCAAAGCCUUGCAAUCCUGUGAAUACAGCAUCACUAGUGUAGUCUACACCAAAUAGAACCAGGUAAAACACACUGUAUUUACGCAGGGAAUGGAUGCCGGGGAACACCUCCUUCUUGGGGGCGAGUCCGCACUCCGCAAACCGACGCAUCAAAACACGAGCUUCCGCUUUCGCCAGCUGGAGUCACAGCACGGCACCGAAUUCCGGUCGAGGUGCAUAAGAAACUCUAAUAAAAUGUCGAACUACGCAAGAGUUAUUCAUCAUGCCACCAGUAUAUUAUGCUCGAACAAAGGCGCCAUGGACUUGCUGCAGCUCUAUCGCAAAGUCUACCAGCGUUUUGGUACCGAAGAAGACGAUUUUUGGUACAUCGUCAAGAAAUGUCCCAGGUUCGCAAUAGUGAAGACCAGAGAGCGAACAACGGGAGGAGAGUGGGGGUCCGACUGCGUCGUUGUUGCCAAAACAUCUCUUCGGCUGUGUAAGAACUACUCUAAGCAAGAAUGCGAGGACUGUCAAGAACUCCAUCUUUGCAAAUAUUUUGUGUAUGGAAACUGUCGCUAUGGCAAAGGCAGGAAGCCGUGUAAGUACUCCCAUGACGUGCAGUCGGAACAUAACUACCGGCUGCUGAGGGAGUGCACCCUUCACGAACUCCACGAGGACGAGCUCUUCCUGCUGCUGCUGCAGAAUGACCCCUCCCUGCUGCCAGAGGUGUGCUCUCACUACAACAAAGGCUCAGGGCCUCAUGGCUCCUGCACGUUUCGGGAUGGUUGCACCAAGCUGCACCUGUGCAUGCACCUGCUGCAGGGCGACUGCAUGUUCGGCUCGCGUUGCAAGCGCCUGCACACCGUCGACCAAUCAGGACACAGGAUGCUGCAGGAGCGAGGCCUCGGUGAUGACGUUAUCCAGGAUCUGCCAAUCAUCUACCAGAAUGUGUACAGACUAACUACGCAGACAGAUGGAGUCUCUGAUGAGCUGAUGCGGUCGGGUGCCCAGGUGGAGGAGAGGAGUGAGAUUUGUCUCCAUUUCCUCCGAAGGAACUGCAGAUUUCAGGAGCAGUGUGUGCGCGUACACUUUAACCUGCCUUAUAAGUGGGAGGUGUGUGAGUCAGGCACAUGGAGGGAUCUACGGCAGAUGGAGCAAAUCGAGCGAGCGUUCUGCAACCCCCAUAACACACACAGUCCGGGCCCAGGUCCGGUUGACUUCCUGUCCAUGAAGCGCGGCUAUGACCCCGUGCGGCGUCUCUCCACCGUUUCCGCGGUAACCAAACCGGCGCACUACAUCCUGACCACACACUGGCUCUGGUACUACAAGGGUGACCAUGGCAACUGGAUAGAGUACGGGCAGCCGGAUGAUAAAGGACGCGUAACAUCUCUGUCGUCACGGGAACUGGAAGAGGCAUAUCUGCGUGACGACAACGCUGAGAUCACAGUGACAAAGGGACACCGGGUUUACUAUAUCAGUUUCCAUGACAUGUACCAACGGAACACCAAACACAACACCAAGAGGAGAAUCCGUCGCCGGCCGCACUUUGUGUCCAUCUCUGAGGUGGAGGAGCAAACAGUGCGGUGAAACACACACACACACACACACACACACACACACACACACACACACACUCAUCCUUUGCCAGAGAGACUGCUAAAGAAUGAAUGGUCAGUUUUGUACAGUGUGAGUAGGCCACACGGAAAGUCCAAGCCGUUUCCCUGCAUAAUAAUAGUGAUUGUGAUUCUGAUAUGGCUCUGGUUUACUGAUCUUUACCUGCUCUUUGAACAAUCAAUAGGUCAUGCCUACUCUUGUGUCUCUCUCACACACACACACACACACACACACACACACACACACACACAUGCAAAGGAAUGUUUUACAUUACAGAUAACAAACAUAUGUUGUGUUAUGUAAAAUAUGAACUUGUUUUAUUAAAAGUAAUUUAUAUGUU
Alosa sapidissima (American shad) is the source of this 1993-nucleotide messenger RNA. It is a transcript of the gene parp12b, whose product is annotated as poly (ADP-ribose) polymerase family, member 12b. Lineage: Eukaryota; Metazoa; Chordata; Actinopteri; Clupeiformes; Clupeidae. Bases 151 to 1626 code for a protein of 491 amino acids. The record is from RefSeq and is a predicted model, not a curated record. Gene Ontology annotation, molecular function: zinc ion binding. The transcript is spliced from 8 exons.